AUGUCAGCAACUACUGGUCGAAGGUUUAUAUCUCUGACACCACGGCUCGUGCGCGUCGGUGUCUCGAAAGUGGCAAAACACUCGGCCCUGGGUGGACGUGUUCCUUUCUUUCAACACAAAACAAGACUGUUUUGGUAUAAUGCUCCCAUGAAUCAGUCAAGAUAUCGCAGUAAUUUUGUCGUUCCCCGGGGUGGUGCUUCCACUGAGAAUCCGAUUAAACAAAAGAAGUACCGUGUAUUUUUGGCGGUGGGAUCUAAUCUAGGGGAUCGUUUUCAAAACAUCGCUGUGGCUUUAGACCUGCUCUGUGACUCCUCUUUCGAUAAAUCAUCCUACCUCGAUUCCAGACUUGUCAGGACAUCAUUUCUGUAUAGUACAGCUCCAAUGUAUGUGACUGACCAACCCCAGUUCAUGAACGGGGCCGUCGAAGUUGAAACCGAUCUCGAGCCACGUGCACUUCUUCGUCGACUAAAGAAGGUAGAAGAAUAUUUGGGGAGAGACCUGGUACACGGGCAAAGAAAUGGCCCCCGACCUGUUGACUUGGACAUUUUGUUCUUCGACGAGAACCACUCUGAGGACGCCACCAGUGGGGCUCCAACCCGUCACAGUCAUCGUACCCCCGUCAUCGUAAACGAACCAGACUUGAUCAUCCCUCAUCCAUUGAUGCAAGAGCGAAGCUUUGUGAUGGACCCUUUGAAGGAAGUUGCUGGUGACGAAUAUAUUCACCCAAAGCUUGAGGAAUCCGUGGGUGAUAUCUGGAGGAAGUUGAAAGCGAGUGCUUCUGAUGGCAACGACACUGUCCAAAUAUUACCUCUGCAACGAGAUCGGGCCGUUACCUUUCAUGAAACAAUCGUAAUGGGAAUCCUUAACGUUACUCCAGACUCAUUCAGCGACGGAGGCAAGUGGAAUAAUUCUGUGGAUACAGCUGUUGAGCAUGCACUACAAAUGGAAACCGAAGGCGCUCGUAUUAUCGACAUCGGGGGAGAAUCUACUCGACCAGGUGCAUUGGAAAUUUCCAUCGAAGAACAAAUUGAACGGACUGUGCCUGUCAUUAAAGUGAUUCGACAGAAAUCGGACAUUCCCAUAUCAAUAGACACUAGACAUGCCGAUGUUGCUCGUGCCGCAAUCGAAGCUGGAGCUGAUAUUGUGAAUGAUGUAUCAGGCGGCACAUUUGACCCGAAAAUGUUGGAGACUGUGGCCGAGUUGCGAGUGCCAAUGAUCCUGAUGCACAUGCGAGGGACUCCAGAGUCCAUGCAAUCAAUGACAAAAUACGAGAAUGAUGACGUUUGUGGGGCGGUGACUGGUGCUCUAAUCGAGAGGUCUUGUGCUGCAGAGAGUAAUGGGAUUCAUCGGUGGCAACAGGUGCUGGACCCAGGAAUCGGGUUUGCAAAGGAUAAUGAAGGAAAUCUGCGCUUGCUGAAACACACAGCAACGAGUAUGCGACAACAGCUACAAGGGAUACCUCUCUUGCUUGGAACCAGCCGCAAAGGGUUUAUUGGAAGGAUAACUGGAGAAUCAGAAGCAUCUGAACGGGAUUUUGGAUCCGUUGCAUCAGUAAUAUGCGCGCUUUGCCUUGGAUCACCCACGCCAUCGAAUCUGGGUUGCACCAUUCUCCGAGUUCAUAAUGUCAAGGGUACAAAACAAGCGACUCUUGUGAUGGAUGCUAUUAGUAAAGUUGACUAA
Molecule: messenger RNA, 1680 nt
Organism: Cylindrotheca closterium
Lineage: Eukaryota; Bacillariophyta; Bacillariophyceae; Bacillariales; Bacillariaceae
Source: the annotation of a GenBank genome assembly